Octopus sinensis (East Asian common octopus) is the source of this 1457-nucleotide messenger RNA. Its product is annotated as phosphoglycerate kinase 1. Gene Ontology annotation, biological process: glycolytic process; gluconeogenesis. Lineage: Eukaryota; Metazoa; Mollusca; Cephalopoda; Octopoda; Octopodidae. Gene Ontology annotation, cellular component: cytosol. The record is from RefSeq and is a predicted model, not a curated record. Gene Ontology annotation, molecular function: phosphoglycerate kinase activity; ATP binding; ADP binding. The coding region runs from base 104 to 1351 and encodes 415 amino acids. The transcript has 12 exons.
ACAGAACGACUCGGCUCUAUUUCCUCACUCCGUGACAGGCCGCCUAAGGUAGCAUCACGUAUUUUGUUUGAUCUAAGCAUCCAACAAAACCGAACUACACAGAAUGGCUUUCAACAAACUCGGCAUUGACGAUAUUGAUGUCAGUGACCAAAGGGUGCUACUCAGAGUUGACUUCAAUGUUCCAACCAAGGGCGGCAAGAUCACCAACAAUCAAAGAAUUGUUGCUGCUCUACCAACUAUCCAGUAUGCUCUGGAGAAAGGAGCCAAGUCUGUUGUGGCCAUGAGUCAUUUAGGGAGGCCAGAUGGAAAACCCAAUGAAAAAUAUUCCUUGAAAUGUGUAGUUCCUGAACUUGAAAAACUUUUGGGAAAAUCUGUUACAUUUCUUUCUGACUGUGUGGGUCCCGAAACGGAAGCUGCCUGUAGUGAUCCUGAACCAGGUUCUGUUUUCCUUUUGGAAAACUUGCGUUUCCACUUAGAAGAAGAAGGUAAAGGAACUGAUGAUCAUGGUCAAAAGAUCAAAGCAAAAUCAGAUGAUGUUAAGAGGUUCCGUGAGUCAUUGUCGAAACUAGGAGAUGUUUAUGUCAAUGAUGCCUUUGGUACGGCUCACCGAGCCCACAGCUCAAUGGUUGGUGUUCAACUCCCCCAGAAAGUGGCUGGUUUCCUCCUCAAAAAGGAACUAACAUAUUUUGCUAAGGCUCUUGAAAGACCCGAGGAACCGUUUUUAGCCAUCCUUGGAGGAGCCAAAGUUGCUGAUAAGAUUAAACUGAUUGAGAAUUUACUGGAGAAAGUAAAUCUGAUGAUAAUAGGUGGUGGCAUGGCUUUCACUUUCCUCAAAGUUAUUAACGACAUGGAGAUUGGGGAUUCCCUCUACGAUGAAGAUGGUGCCAAAAUUGUUAACCGUCUCAUAGAAAAAUCAAAGCAGAACAAUGUAGAAAUAGUUUUGCCUGUUGAUUUUGUAACUGGUGAUAAAUUUGCUGAAAAUGCCACAGUUGGUCAAGCUACAGUAGAAGAAGGUAUUCCUGCAGGACAUAUGGGUUUGGAUGUUGGAGAAGAGACAAACAAGAAAUUUUCUGAAGUUAUUGCUACAGCUAAGACUAUUGUGUGGAAUGGCCCUCCUGGCGUUUUUGAAUUUCCGAAGUUCUCUAAAGGCUCAAUGUCUAUGAUGGAUGCUGUAGUGAAGGCCACCGAAGACGGUGCCACAACUAUUGUUGGUGGAGGUGACACUGCUACCUGCUGUGCCAAGUUCAAAACCGAGACUAAAGUGAGCCAUGUCAGUACAGGAGGUGGCGCUAGUCUAGAAUUGCUGGAAGGGAGAGUGCUUCCAGGUGUCGCUGCUUUGACCACUGCAUAGCCAGUUUCACUAUGUUUGAAACUGAUGUAUUAUCGAAAGAAAUGUUAACAGCUGUUUUUAUUAAUACUAUGUAAAUUAUAUGAAAUAACUAAUGUACUCUCGAUAA